Messenger RNA from Durusdinium trenchii, 966 nucleotides. NCBI's taxonomy places the organism in Eukaryota, Dinophyceae, Suessiales, Symbiodiniaceae. The record is from the annotation of a GenBank genome assembly.
UUCAGGGAGUCAUGGCAUCCUGCGGGCCUGUGGCAAGGAUCAGUGUGAUCAGUUUAUGUCAGUUUAUGUAUAUCUCAGUUUUCUCUGUAUGCCUUUGGCUCAAGGUCGAGAAUAAGCAAUCAUCCGCUCAAACAAGUCCUGCCGUGCAGCCAUGAUCUUUGCACAGGAGGAUAUCCUCAACCAGAAGCCAAUCUCCUGGUUCCCCGGGAUGGCGGGCAGCGAGGAGAAGGAGCCCAAGGAGACGGUGACGGAAGAGGAUUGUGCUGGCAAAUCUGUUUGGAACCGAUUUGACAGCCAAGCGAGCACCGCCGUCCCGACCGCGGAAGCGGAGCAGGCCUAUCAGCGGUUGAUCAGCAGUGACAGCAAGAUUGAGGAGGAAGAGAAGGUGGAUGAAGCAUCCGAAGAGGUGAAGGCCCUUCUGCAGCAAGAUGAGCAUGAUGAUGAAAGCGCCAUCUUUGAACGAGGAUUUGGCUUUGGCCUUCCCCCGUUGGAUGGACGUCUAGCUGCCCUUGCAGUCGCACUGCUUGCCAUUCUUGUGGGUGUCCUGACAUCUUCAUGGACGAAAUCCCUUUGUUUCAAUACUGUCUGGGUGGGGCUUGUGGUCGUCAGCCUUGUGGUGGUCGGCCGCCCCAGCACCAACGCUGGAGCAGAGAGAGCGCAGGCGUCACCCUACACGUGCGAAGACCGCUGACGGUCGGCCAGGGAAAUUUAUGAAGUCCGUGCAUCCAUGCACCGGGCCAACGCAACACUCGCGCGUGGUCCAAAUCAUUUCUAAAGCCUGGUGUCAGUAGUUUGCAUCAUUUGAAAGAUGGCAACCGGUGGAGACUCAGAAUUCAACCAGUCUUUAUCAGAGUUUGCCGCAUCGCAGCGCUGUCAUGUACAGGAAGGCACAUGUCCUGCACGAAUGGUUUCGUGCCACAAUGGGCGCUGAGACUCGACUCUUUUGAUGUCUGACGAAGGCCAAAA